Molecule: messenger RNA, 959 nt
Organism: Pyrenophora tritici-repentis Pt-1C-BFP
Lineage: Eukaryota; Fungi; Ascomycota; Dothideomycetes; Pleosporales; Pleosporaceae
Product: solute carrier family 25 protein
Biological process (GO): transmembrane transport
Molecular function (GO): transmembrane transporter activity
Source: RefSeq, a predicted model, not a curated record
AAUCCCAAACCAACAAUGUAGCCCCUCGACCCCCAUCCCACCUAGCCUCUCCAAAUCAUCAUGUCCGCCGAUUUCUGGGCAGGCUAUGUAUCCGGCGCCGCUGGAAUAAUAAUUGGCAACCCACUUGACCUCAUAAAAACGCGACUCCAAGCCGGCAAGGCCGCCCAAACCCUCGAAGCUACAUCCCCCCUCCCUUCCCCAACAUCCUUCAAAGGGAACUUUGAAAAUGCCGGAUCCCUAGUGCGAGGCGCAACAGCACCGAUACUCACCUACGGCGCGCUCAAUGCCCUCCUCUUCGUAACAUAUAACCGCACACUCUCCCUACUCCACGAGAACCCCUCGUCGCCGACCAACUUUUCAAAGGUCUUUCUCGCUGGCGCAACGGGCGGUCUUGCGUCCUUUGUCGUCAGCGCGCCUACUGAGCUUGUAAAGUGUCGGGCGCAGGUCUCUACCCAUGCGGCAACAACGUCUUGGACUAUAGCGAGAGAUGUGUGGAGAUCGGAGGGAAUCAGGGGGUUAUACUAUGGUGGUGGUAUAACUAGUGUGAGGGAUGCGGUGGGCUAUGGAUUCUAUUUCUGGUCCUAUGAGCUGUCCAAACAGGCCUGGAGUUCGCCAAAUGACUCGGAUAGAGAAACGGCUAUGAAAGUGCUGUUGUGUGGUGGUCUGGCCGGGGUGAUUACCUGGGCCUCUAUCUUUCCGUUGGAUGUCAUCAAGACGAGGGUGCAGACUCAAAUUCUACACGCACCGGCAGCACAGAGUGAACAGGGCCUGCUAUUGCCAACAGAGACGCAAUGGAAGCGAUUGAGUUCAGUCGAAAUCGCAAGUUUAGCAUACCGGACAGAGGGUAUGGGCGUAUUCUUUAGAGGUCUUGGGAUAUGUAGUGUACGAGCUUUCGUUGUCAAUGCCGUACAAUGGGCCGUAUAUGAAUGGACGAUGAAGCUACUGCAGCAGCCAUAAAG